Molecule: messenger RNA, 1425 nt
Organism: Acomys russatus (golden spiny mouse)
Lineage: Eukaryota; Metazoa; Chordata; Mammalia; Rodentia; Muridae
Gene: Pir
Product: pirin
Exons: 10
Coding region: 268-1143 (291 amino acids)
Biological process (GO): monocyte differentiation
Cellular component (GO): nucleus
Molecular function (GO): quercetin 2,3-dioxygenase activity
Source: RefSeq, a predicted model, not a curated record
GGCAAAGGGCGGAGUCAGGGAAUCCAAACCCAGGGUAAAUAAAGGGAGUGUCACCCCGUCCAAGGCCCCUGAGACCUAGAGACUCCCGCCUCCCAGAGGCCCGCAACGAAGCGCUGAGUCACGCUGACUGACGGUAGGCGCUCAGCAAACUCGUCAGUGUGCUGUGUCCCUGCCACCGCGGAGACUAGGCACGGCCUGGCUGUGGCCUCCCUCCUGAGCCUGCGCUACUGCCGACUCAGCACCAGAACAUUCUUUACAACAUUCAAAAUGGCAUCCUCUAAGAAGGUUACUCUCUCAGUGCUCAGCCGGGAGCAGCCAGAGGGGGUUGGAGCACGGGUCCGCAGAAGCAUUGGCAGACCUGAGUUGAAAAAUCUGGAUCCAUUUUUACUGUUUGAUGAAUUUAAAGGAGGAAGGCCAGGAGGAUUUCCUGAUCAUCCACACCGAGGUUUUGAAACAGUGUCAUAUCUUCUGGAAGGAGGCAGUAUGGCCCACGAAGACUUCUGUGGACAUGUUGGUAAAAUGAACCCAGGAGACCUCCAGUGGAUGACUGCAGGCCGGGGCAUUCUGCAUGCUGAGAUGCCCUGUUCAGAGGAGCCAGCCCAUGGCUUACAACUAUGGGUGAAUCUGAGACGUUCUGAAAAGAUGGUGGAGCCUCAGUACCAAGAACUGAAAAGUGAGGAGAUACCGAAACCCACCAAGGAUGGUGUGACAGUCGCUGUCAUUUCAGGAGAAGCCUUGGGGAUAAAGUCUAAGGUUUACACUCGCACACCAACCUUAUAUCUGGACUUCAAGUUGGACCAAGGAGCAAAGCAUUGCCAGCCUAUUCCUAAAGGGUGGACAAGCUUCAUUUAUACCAUCUCUGGAGAUGUAUAUAUUGGGCCUGAUGAUGCUCAACAAAAGAUAGAACCCCAUCACACAGCAGUACUUGGAGAAGGUGACGGUGUCCAGGUGGAAAAUAAGGACCCCCAAAGAAGCCAUUUUGUCUUAAUUGCUGGGGAGCCGUUAAGAGAACCAGUUGUCCAACAUGGUCCGUUUGUGAUGAAUACCAAUGAGGAAAUUUCUGAGGCCAUCCUUGACUUCAGGAAUGCAAAAAACGGUUUCGAAGGGGCCAAAACCUGGAAGUCAAAGAUUGGAAACCAAUGAAGAGCUGAAAUUCUGCCAUCUGGAUGGACUGACCAUUCAAUUUCCAAAGCUGGUUUAGCUGGUGCUUCAAAAGAAUUCCACAUUUAGCUGGGUGUAGUGGUGCAAGCAAGCCUUUAAUCUCAGAAGUCUAGGCGUCAGAAACAUGGGGAUCUCUGAGUUUCAAGCUAGCCUGGUCUACAGAGUGAGUUCCAGGACAGCCAGGGCUGCACCCGGAAGCCCUGUCUUGAAAACCCAAAAAUAAAAAUAAAAUAAUUCCACAUUAAAAUGAAAAGAUGUUUUUGU